Ficedula albicollis (Collared flycatcher) is the source of this 674-nucleotide messenger RNA. Its product is annotated as inositol 1,4,5-trisphosphate receptor-interacting protein-like 1. Gene Ontology annotation, cellular component: membrane. Bases 16 to 606 code for a protein of 196 amino acids. The transcript has a single exon. NCBI's taxonomy places the organism in Eukaryota, Metazoa, Chordata, Aves, Passeriformes, Muscicapidae. The record is from RefSeq and is a predicted model, not a curated record.
CGCCAUUGGUGUUUAAUGCUGCAGCCCUCCAGCCGCUCCUGUAGAUUUCAGCUAAGCAGAGACCAGGAAAGCUUCCUGGUUGAGGUCAUCUUUGGAGUGCAGCAAGGAGACUCAGAUAUCUUUGUGGGCAGCCAGCCUACAGAAGUAGGCAUCCCAAGCACAACGUGGCUGGAGACUUACGCCGUGGCAGAGGCAAAAUUCUUCAGGCACAUUUCCAGGCAGGCCCCUCGUGACAGCUGGCACUGCAAGUGCCUGCAGCUCCUCAGCCGCAUCCUGGUGGGUGUAGGUUUCUCCAGCUACGCCCUGAAGACGGUGGUGAUGCACCUCCUGAGCACCGUGCCCCUGACACAGUGGUGCAGGAAGGAUUUCUGGCGGCGAAUGACGGACACCCUCAAGUACCUCCGCUGCUCCCUGGACACAAAACAGCUCAACCACUUUGUCAUAGGCAACGAGAGGCUUCCUAUGGAGAUCAGUUUGCCCUCCGACUUCCGCGUGGCUGAAGCACCCAACCUCUUCCAGCACCUAGCCAGCAAUCCAGAUGCCCACGUGAAGGCCAUGCAGGAGUACGUUCAUCUGCUGCAUCAGCUCAAACAAAUGCUGGUCUAAGCCCUUGAAAGAGACCCUCGCGCACAGAGCUGUGCUUGUGGGGCCUCAUUUACUAUAUAUAUGUUAAU